AUGAUUAUUCGUAUCCUCGGUCUACGCUUGGCACUUUUUCGAUCUCACUCGAAUAUUGCUGAUCUCUUAUGUUUACUAACUAUGGUUGUACUACUUGGUUCAAGAUACGUCACGGAAGAGAACGAACAGUGGCUUUGUCUUGGUUAUUUGACAAUUGUAGCGCUUCGACUGAUUCUCAAACCACGAGCACGCACAUUUUCCAAGAAAUUGCACAAGUUUCGUACAAAUGGUGACCAUAUUCGAGUCAGCAUUGAAUCACUACGAGCUUCACUUGCACGGAUUCCAGGCAUCUCGGCCAUUGCCAUUGAGAUGAUGGAGACUGAUCUUGUCAUUAUUUGCGGACGAGAUGAAGGCGACAUGACACGUGACGAACUCAUGAACUUUUUGGAACGUACACUGCACUAUCGUCCACCAAAUCUCUCAGCAACGGAAUUUCUGUCCCACUUGCGUGACAUCGACGCCUCGUCGUCCACGCUGGCCUAUGGUAUUUCCGAUGUUGUUCGGAGUACAUUGUGGCACUGGUCCACGCAAAUGGCUGACCUUAUCUUUUGCUUCUUUGUGGUAUGCAUCAAUGCCUCGGUAAGCCCGGCGCUGGCUAUUUAUCUGGCCAAGUUAUCGGAUGCUUUUGACACACUGGACUCGGGCAGUCCAAACGAGGCUAUGCUCAAGUUUGGUGUUGUGGGUGUGUUAGUAUUAUGUGUACCCUUCGUGCUGGGUGAUUACGCUGUCGGGUAUUUCCAGUCCAAAAUGAUUUCCAAGGCCACGGAGUCGAUGCAGUCCGAAUUGCUUAACAUUAUUCUUCGCCAGGACACGCGAUUCUUUGCAGAGCGUUCGGAAGGUGAUCUCAACAAUCUGUUUUCGAGUGAUGUCGCGCGUGUGAACGCGCUGUGGCAGGCUGUAUUUUGGAAUCUGCUAAACCCGCUGCUGGCUGUGAUUUUUGGUUUUGGCUACGCGUUGUAUAUGGACGUCAGCAUCGGCAUCAUGUCGUUUGCAUUUACUGCAGUGUUGCUUUCGAGUGGUCCGCAGGGAUUUGCAGCUCAGCGAUCGAAAGAAUUUGGAUCUAGAAACGCGUACGUCGCUGCCGAGUUUCAAAAUGCUGUCGGCUGCGAAAAGGUUGUGCGUGCUUACGCUAUUCAGGACCCACUCAUUGCUCGUUUUAAGAAAACGUGCGCGUCACUGCGGAAGAGUCAGUUUUCGAAGGACUUCUGGUCGAGCAUUGUGCAGAUUUACAUUGAGUCAGCAAUGUACAUUUUUGUGGCUAUCAUGACAGCCUCACUGGCCAUGAAGGUGUGGCACAAGGAAUUGUCAUCAGGUGAAUUCUUUGGAUUUAUCACAUUGUUAAGUCGUGUUUCGAACCCUGUCACGGUUCUCGGUGGUUUCAUGCGUGUCGCUAUCGGCAAUGCGAGCAGUUUACAGCGUGUGGAUGACGUGAUUGUAGGCUUGGGAUCGAGCACUGGUGAGGACAAUAGUGAUAAGGAUUUGCCUCCGCUUCCUAAGAUGGAGCAGGAUCUUCGUAUUGAGAAACUUGUGUUCAAGUACGAUAAGGCAUCUGAAAAUUACAUUUUGAAUGAAUUGACUGCGGCUAUUCCUCGUGGAUCCUACACGUGCGUUGUUGGACCGUCUGGUUGUGGAAAGAGUACGCUGUUAGCGUGCUUGAUGCAGUUUCAAGAAGCUGAUGGUGGUUGUAUCCGCCUGGACGGCCAUGACAUUUUCAAUUUCUCGAAGAAAUCGUUUAUGGAUCAGACUGCGGUUGUCUUCCAGGAUGGAGGUAUUCUCAACGGUACUAUCUACGACAAUAUCCGUUACGGCAACAUUAAUGGUUCCAAUGCCGACUGCGAAGAGGCUGCCCGUCUUGCUGAGUGUCACUUCAUUAAAGAACUUAAGGACGGUUUUGAGACGGUGGUGGGUCAGCAUGCAACGUGCAACUUGAGUGGUGGCCAGGCACAACGUAUUUGUUUGGCGCGUGCACUUUGCCGUCGCCCAAGCCUGCUGUUGCUCGAUGAGGCUACGAGCGCUUUGGAUCCGGAGACCGAAGCGUCGAUUGUGUCUACACUGGAGCGCCUGUCGGGCAAGAUGAACAUGACUAUUAUCUCGGUGACGCAUCGUUUAUCCACGGCUGUUAAUGCCGACCAGAUUCUUGUGCUCAAUGCAGGACGUGUAGCAGAAGAGGGUCGUUAUGAUGCUUUGGUGCAGAAGGGUGGCCUAUUCUUUGAGAUGGUUCACAAGGUGGAUAAACCUGAAGAAGAGGCAAUUUCUGUCCCCGUUGAGACAGAUAUGGUAUCAAUGGCUAAAAGCCGUUGUCGUGGCGUAGGACCACGUAGAAACACGGACAUGAGGACUACUGGGGAGGAACCGAAGCAGAUGCAAGAGAGCGCGUUGGCAUUGCAGCAGUUCACAAAGACUCUGAGCUCGCGUGUGGUGCACGACGCUGGUGAAAAUAGUCGCCCAGCCGCACGGAUGGUAUCCAGUGGUAUCCUAGCCAUGACAAUCGGGGAGCGGCGUCGUCAGCUGCCAGCGAGGAAGAGCGUAACAAAUAGGCUAGCUGCACUGAUAGCUACAAGAUCCGCCUGUUCCAGAGUCGUUUUGCAAGAUAGUUUUGAUCAAUCUAGCGGUGAUAGCUUCUUCAUAGAAGGACGCGACGAGAAGGCCUUGCGAGCCCAGAUUCGGCGGACAGAAAAAUGCAUUUUAAUGUGA
Messenger RNA from Peronospora belbahrii, 2694 nucleotides. The record is from the annotation of a GenBank genome assembly. NCBI's taxonomy places the organism in Eukaryota, Oomycota, Peronosporomycetes, Peronosporales, Peronosporaceae.